CGACUCGAUGAUCCUUGAAGCUUGGUUCCCCGCUCUCUUCUGCCUUCUGGGAUGAAGUUUCUGCGGAGUUCUGGAGAAAGAAGGUCCCAGUGUGGCUUCCUAGCAAGGACGCCAGUCAGUCGCGGGUGACGGUGCUGGACCUUUGACUUUCACGCCACCUAGUCCGAUAGUCCCGGGCGAUACUGAGUAUAGGAUGAUCAAUUACCGGGUGGCAUUGCAAGUGCCUUUCAAGUAAUUGCCGCUGUUUAGUUGCAUACCGGUAAUUCAUUUGCGGAGUGCCAGGAAAACGUUGAUCAUUGUGCAUCGUGACCUGAAGGCUGUAGUGUAGACACACGGGGAGUAACCAUACUCCAUAGAACAACGACCGUAAUGCAGGCUGGCAGGUUGCUGGGUAAAACUACUCGAGCUAUUCAACGCAGAGCCGGUUUGCACGGCGCGGCAAUGGCGGUGAGAAGUUCAUCAGCGUUUGCCGACCGCCUGAAGGAGCUGUCACUAGCCAAGACAGCAGCACAGUGGAAGGAUAAUCAUCCAAACCAUGGCAAGUGGAAGGAGCAGUUUGCCACCAACGGAUAUCUGGUCAUUGAAGACUUAUUGGACCAAGAAGAGCUGGACGUGUAUAAAGAAAUCUACCGUCAGCUAAUGGAAGGUGAAAUCGACUCCUCAUCACAUCGCCAUGACCUUGGCUCUCAUGUGGAACAGAAGCAGAAGGGCGCGGAAAACGUCUGCCAGAUCAUGUGGCCGAGUGUGUACGUCGAUCAGCUGGAGUGUGGACCAUUACACCAACGGACAGGAGAGAUAUCCAGAACGAUACUGGGAGAUGACCUGGACUUUGACUUUGAUAUGCUGAUUGCCAAGGAUCCCGAGACGAACACGCCAACACCAUGGCAUCAGGACGAGUCGUACUGGCCCAGUAUGCCAGAUAAGAGAGCGGUAUCCUGCUGGGUGGCAAUGGAACAUACUACGCUGGACAACGGAUGUAUGUGGUUUGUCCCGGGAUCGCAUCUGCAGCCACUCCGUGCUCACAAGCCAGCGGCAGAGGGUGCACACGUGCUGCAAUGUGAAGCAUCCGAGGAUGAGGGGGUACCGCAGCCACUCUCGCCAGGCUCGUGCACGAUGCACCAUGGCCGCACGCUGCACUACUCCCGUGGCAACAGCAGCAAGACGACGCGGCGCGGAUUCAUCACCAACUACAGGCCGGCAGCAAUGGUGCGCUGGGAGCGGGAGCUCGGCUUUGACCAUGGAAAAAAGGGACUGGAUAAAGUAGACCAUUCUAUAGCUGGCGAGGUCUAUCGCAACGCCGGACACACCGAGAUCAAGCACACCAAGCCUUCAAAGACGGCCUAGCGUAGCAGUAGUGCGCUGACAUGACGUAACUAGUCCAAGCGUUCUUCUUCUGAGGAGCCGAGCACACCCCAGACACUGGCAGUCAGAGCCAAAGUUCUAAUUAUUAUUAUGAGGAUUACAAGCUACAUCCACGUAAUUGAUUCCUGCAUUAUCUGCUGUGAACUGCUACUACCAGUUUCCUUGUCUUUGGCCUUCAAGCUAAAAAAUGUAAAUAGGUCAACACGGCGAACUAGGUUUCUUGAACAUCAGGCUGUGCACUUUCGUGCGGCUAUGCAUUGGGCCUAGGUAAAGUUCCCAGGAGCGCAUGAUCUCCCCACAUAACUGCGAUUACCGACAAUGAUACUACCUACAGGGAAUGCACGAUCAAAACAGAGAGACUUUCUUUUUAAACCAAUGCUGAUUCAGUUCAUGCUGCUGCUUUCCAUUGUGAUUUCUCUGUCCGGCUCCGAUGGAGAGCCUAGGAUUAACCCGUUUUGUCCAACACUAGCAAUUUUAAAAGCAUGAUACUGGUGAGUCGGAACAUGCAAUAAUAAUAAUUAGCACGUACCGGUUUGACUGAUGUCUCGGAUACUGACAUUCAACAACCUAAUGUUUAGCUGCAUCACGCCUUGGAAUGCGCAAACCGACAGCCUUCAAACUUGGAAGGUUUUAAGGUAGGAAUUGUGCUAAUUGUUGCAUGUUUUUCUGACCCACCAGUAUCAUGCAUUAUAGUUGUUGAGUGUUGGACAAAAACGGAUACCGACUUGUAAACCGUUGGCCCUCUCUUUUCGAACUUUUCUCUCGCCUUGCCAUUUGUUCAAGCUCUUCCUUCACUUUGGUGUACCCUGCGGAUCUUGCCUAUGUUGGCCAACAAUACUGCUAGUAUAAUUUAUAGUAUAAAUUUCUUCUACACUCAGAGACUCAUAUCAUAUGAACAAACAGGCACUGGCCCGCCGCUUUGCCUAACAAAA
Molecule: messenger RNA, 2294 nt
Organism: Sycon ciliatum
Lineage: Eukaryota; Metazoa; Porifera; Calcarea; Leucosolenida; Sycettidae
Product: probable alpha-ketoglutarate-dependent hypophosphite dioxygenase
Exons: 10
Coding region: 370-1344 (324 amino acids)
Source: RefSeq, a predicted model, not a curated record